AUGAAUGACUCCGAACAGGCGAAAGGAGAUGUCAUUUCGCAUGUUUUGACUCGUUCACCGAUAAGCAAUGGUGCCUCUGGAAGUCUGUCGGUACUCGCCACAGGUGACAGAGAUUCCAUACUUGUACCGCAACCCUUCAGGCGGAAGGACAUUUAUAAUCUCAAGGAUUCUGGCAAUCCAAUAACGCACAGUAAGGCGUAUGAGAAGACUCAACAUAUCCACUCGGUCGCCUCCGGACACCAAAGGGGUGGUGGAAGCAUGAAUGCGGCCGUCAGGAAUGCUAUUCAGGAAAGGCUAGACGCUCAGUCUCUUGCUGAUCUUCAAGAUGUUCCUGGUUCCAAGGCAACAAGGAAAAUUUUUGCCGGUUUGAAGGUGUAUGUGAAUGGAUAUACGAAAGGCACGACUAGAAGCGAGAUUGUCAAGCUCGUUGAUCUUCACGGCGGCUAUAACCUUCGAACAGCGACCGGCGCCACCCAUAUUAUCACGUCUAUGGCUUUGAGUGGCACAAAAACUCAGAAGAUACUAACUGGCAUUAGUGUCAAGACAAAGCAAUACGUCGUCAAACCCGAGUGGCUAUUCGAUUCGAUAGAUGCAGGAAAGAGACUCAACGAAUUCAAGUACAACAUCAUUGACCAAAGCCAGGUUCAAAGCCAGUUGAAAUGGGGGAAGGAUCCCCUCCCCGGUUCUAAGGACUAA
Molecule: messenger RNA, 696 nt
Organism: Cantharellus anzutake
Lineage: Eukaryota; Fungi; Basidiomycota; Agaricomycetes; Cantharellales; Hydnaceae
Exons: 3
Coding region: 1-696 (231 amino acids)
Biological process (GO): error-free translesion synthesis; error-prone translesion synthesis
Cellular component (GO): nucleus
Molecular function (GO): DNA-directed DNA polymerase activity; deoxycytidyl transferase activity
Source: RefSeq, a predicted model, not a curated record